Ogataea philodendri is the source of this 1785-nucleotide messenger RNA. RefSeq lists its product as uncharacterized. Gene Ontology annotation, cellular component: mitochondrion; cytoplasm. The record is from RefSeq and is a predicted model, not a curated record. Gene Ontology annotation, molecular function: ATP binding; ATP hydrolysis activity. The transcript has a single exon. The coding region runs from base 1 to 1785 and encodes 594 amino acids. Lineage: Eukaryota; Fungi; Ascomycota; Pichiomycetes; Pichiales; Pichiaceae.
AUGUUCCAUGUUUUAAUCAACUCCAAGACUGGCAACCGCUGUUUCCACCACACAACCCGUGCCUUCACCGCGGGAUCAGGCCUGGUCAUGACAGACCCGUAUCAGAUCUAUCGGGCCGCUGUCGCGUCGGGGACUUUGCAAGCAGAUGUCCAUCAGCAUCGUGCUGCGCUGGAAUUCCAAAAACUGUAUUUCCGACUCCGGGACUAUACUCCGAACGAUAAGGAGUUGCAGAUCAACAAUCUUGUUCGACAGUUGGAGGAGCGGUAUACCGAAAAGAACACUAGUUUGUUAUACAGGGCUAUCGGUUAUAGACAGUUUUGGGGUGGGAAAAUACCCGCUAACGAGCGCAAGGACCUGGUCGAAGUGCUGACUGACGAGGAGGAAAUCUACAAGAUUUCUGCUCCGCAGGGACUACUGGUGAAUGGAGAGGUUGGAUGUGGGAAAUCGAUGCUACUCAACACUUUUGCCGAGUCGCUCCCUGUUAAGGGGAAGUUGAGGGUUCAUUAUAAUAAUUUCAUUUUAUGGGUCUAUUCCGAGAUCCAUAACAUCUACGAACGCCGCAAACGCCAGGAUCAGAGCAACCAUAGCUUUCUGUGGCUCGAGAACGAGUUUUUGUUGCUCGAGGUGGCCUCGAAAAUGGUCCGCAACCAUCACGUGCUCAUGUUGGACGAGUUUAUGCUACCCGAUCUGGCCUCGGCGAAAAUCGUCAAGAUCCUGUUUACCUACUUCUUCAAGCUAGGAGGCGUCUUGGUGGCUACUUCGAACCGACUGCCCGAGGAACUCUACUCGACAGAUUUCAAUAAGACCCAGUUCCACGGUUUCGAGCGAAUCUUGAAGAUGCGUUGCCAGGUGUUUGAUAUGAACAGUGACUGCGAUUACAGGAUGCUGAUGGCCGACCAAAAAGUCGACCCGUACCUGGUGGUGAAGAAGGAUCCCCAGCAACAGAGAGUAUGGGAAGCACUAAUCCAAGGGUUGAUGCCACAGGAGACCCAGUCCACCACGUUCGUGAGCUACGGCCGAGAAAUCAGAGUGCCUAAACACCAUAAUGGCGUAGCAUACUUUGAUUUUGAGCAGCUCUGUGGUGACUCGUAUUACGGCCCGGGAGAGUACAUAUCUCUGGCUUCUCGGUUCCACACACUUGUCGUGGACAAUAUUCCUGUUCUCACAACACGUCGACGCAGCGAGGCUCGUCGGUUCAUCACGUUGCUUGAUUCGCUAUACGAAGCACGUUGCAACGUUGUUCUGCGCAUGGAAGUUGAGCCGUCGGGGCUCUUUUUCCCAGACAUGUUGCAGAAAGAGGAUACCAGAUCGAACAACCAGCAGAUUCUGGAGGAGGAGAUGUUUGCAAGGACACAGCUGUACUUGUCGAAUCCGUACCGGCCGAAUGUGCAGAGUUACGAGGAGGGCAAGAACGAGUUCACACAGACGACUGUGGAGACGAAUUUCAAGGACGUUGGCCGGUUUACUGGAGAAGAUGAGAUGUUUGCAUAUAAACGGGCCGUGAGCCGGAUUUACGAGAUGACUUACGGAAACCAAUGGCGGAAGAACGAGUGGAUGGGUGCACAGAUGCUCAGACCGUGGGAACAACGGCGCGACUCAGAGAUAUCCGAAGUGAUGGAACAGGUUUAUUCUGCACCGCCUGCACAGCCCGCACAGCCAGUGCAACCGGAAUCCACAGCACCGGUUUUCAACCCGCACCAUUUCUGGUCGAUGGGCCGCUGGAGAAACAAAAGCAAGUGGAUCAAGGACGAGAUCGCCAAAAGAUGGAUCGCCGAGUGGAAAUAA